GAGAGUUGAGCAGAACGGCGGCUUUCGAGAAAAAACUGAACUAAAACCCCUAAAAUCUUCUCUUUGCUUCACUCUCUCUCCUCCUACCACCGCCUAGCGCCACCGUCUCUCUAAUCCUCCUCCACCGCUUCUUCUAACAAAAUAUCAUUCAAACCCUAGGAGCUUCGUCGAGCCGGUAAUUUGGGAUAUUGGUUCCCUGUAUUCCUAAUUGAGACUCAAAUUUACAAUCCUCUUUCCUGUCUCACUCGGUUUUUCCCCCGCUAUGUUUAAACAGAAAAUCGAACACUGGAGCAAUCCACAAUCUUUCUUUAAAGUCCAAUGUCACGUGUAUGUGUCAAGAAUUUACCAAAAUAUGUUGCUGAAGAUAAUCUCAGAGAUUUCUUCUCUCAGAAAGGGGAAGUAACUGAUGCUAAACUCAUGAGAACUAGAGAUGGUAAGAGUAGACAAUUCGCAUUUAUUGGGUUUCGAACGGAGCAACAAGCUGAAGAAGCUCUCAAGUACUUCAACAAUUCUUACAUGGAUACGUCUAGAAUUACAUGUGAGAUUGCUCAUAAAGUUGGGGAUGCAAAUAUUCCACGUCCAUGGAGUCGGCAUUCCGUUACAAAAAAAGAUACAGUAGAUGAGAGUAAGAAAACUGGUGGUGUUAAAAGCUCGAGCAAUAAAGGGGAACUCAAGAAAAAUAAAAAAGACUUGGAGGUUGAUGACCCUCAACUUCGAGAGUUUCUUGAAGUUAUGCAACCACGGAGUAAGACAAAGUUGUGGGGGAAUGAUACGUUAGGAAGCACUCUAGUUGACCAAAAUGCCAAAGGUGUUGUUGAAAAAACUAGUUCUGACAAGGUAAAUAAGAAACGGUCAGAUCCAUCUAAGGUGAAAUUGGAUAAGCAUGAUAAAAAAGAAAUAGGGCCAUCUAAUGAUUCUGCAAAUAAAGAGAUACUUGAUCUACCUAAAACUGAAGAUCUCUCUGACAUGGAUUAUUUUAAGAGUAAAGUGAAAAAGCAUUGGUCGGAUUCUGAUUCUGAUUCAGGUUCAGAGAGUGAAGAUGGUCCAAAUAGUGAAGAUGAAACUGGUAGGGUAGUGUACGCAGAAGAACCGUCUGAUAACCAUACUGGAGACGGCUCUCAAGAAAAUAUGGAAGAGGAGGAAGGUCCUCCUGGAGGAUCUGAUGGUGAAAUGGAUGAGCCUGAUAACUCCUCUUCAAUCUUAAAUGAUGCUAAAAAACAGAUUCUUGAGACAGGGCGUCUCUUUGUUCGCAAUCUUCCAUACACUGCAAGUGAGGAUGAUCUGACGGAGACUUUUGGCAAAUUUGGUGAUAUCUCGGAGGUCCAUCUUGUUAUUGAUAAAGAUACCAAGCGAUCGAAAGGAUUUGCUUAUGUUCUCUAUACACUUCCUGAAUUUGCAGUUAGGGCAUUUGAAGAGUUAGACAAUUCAAUUUUCCAAGGCAGGUUAUUGCAUAUUUUGCCAGCAAAACAGCAAAAUGCUUCUAUGAAACAAGACUCUAACGCUGGCGGCCAAGCUUCAAAAACUUUUAAGCAGCAAAAGGACGACCAAAGAAAAGCAACUGAAGCUGGUGGAGAUACACGAGCAUGGAACAGUUUAUUCAUGCGCCCUGAUACAGUUGUGGAGAACAUUGCUAGGAAGUAUGGAGUGAGUAAAAGUGAUUUUCUUGACCGGGAAGCAGAUGAUUUAGCUGUUCGCAUUGCUUUGGGAGAGACACACGUCAUUGCUGAUACCAAAAAAGGUUUGGCAAAUGCUGGUAUUAACGUUGCUGCUUUAGAGGAGUUUGCCUCGGGAAAGACUGAUGGUAGUAAAAGAAGCAAUCAUGUUUUACUCGUGAAGAAUUUGCCAUAUGGAUCUUCUGAGGGAGAUCUAACAAAGAUGUUUGGAAAAUUUGGAAGCUUGGAUAAAAUUAUUCUUCCUCAAACCAAAACAUUGGCCUUGGUUGUUUUCCUCGAAGCAAACGAAGCACGUGCAGCUUUCAAAGGCCUGGCGUACAAGCGUUACAAAGAUGCUCCAUUGUAUUUGGAAUGGGCUCCUGGCAAUAUCCUCUCUCCAAGUUCAACAUCGGAUGCUGAUGCACAGAAGUAUGGCGUUGUCGGUGAAAAGGAUGUGAAGAGAGCAAUUAUUGAACAAGGGGUGGAAGCAGUAUCUGAAGUUGAUGUUGAUCCUGAUAGAGUGGAGUCACGGUCUCUAUUUGUUAAAAAUUUGAACUUCAGAACAUCUGAUGAGAAUUUGAAAAAGCAUUUUACUGAUAAGAUAAAGGAGGGAAGAAUCCAAAGUGCCAAGGUCAAGAAGCACUUGAAAAAUGGGAAGAAUGUCUCGAUGGGUUUUGGUUUCAUCGAAUUGGACUCUGUGGAAAUGGCAACAAAAGUGUGCAAGGAUUUACAGGGAACAAUUUUGGAUGGCCAUGCACUUAUUUUGCAACAUUGCCAUGCCAAAUCUGAUGAGCAAGUUCCAAGAAGAGUUGAUAAAGACAAGAGUUCUACCAAGCUAAUUGUACGAAAUGUUGCAUUUGAGGCAACAGAGAAAGAUCUAAGACAACUUUUCAGUCCAUUUGGCCAGGUAAAAAGUUUAAGGUUACCGAUGAAGUUAGGCAACCACAGAGGUUUUGCAUUUGUCGAGUUUGUAACGAAGCAGGAAGCUCAGAAUGCUCUCCAACAGCUUUCAAGUGUCCAUUUGUAUGGCCGGCAUCUGGUAUUGGAACGAGCAAAGGAAGGAGAAACCUUGGAAGACUUGCGAGCUAGAACUGCUGCUCAGUUCACUGACGAGCAAAAUGGAUGCCAAAACUCUACAAAGCUAGCAAAGAAGAGAAAACAUAUGGACAUUCUCGACAAAUCUGAUGUUAUGUUUGAAAAGAUCGCCCGCUAAUGCUAAGUUAAAAACCAAUGUAUCUCAAUGUCCAAGAGUAAAAGGUAAGAUGUAUUUCCCCUUGUUAUCUAAUUUUUAUAGUUAGUUCUAACAUCUUAGCGGCCCUAAAUUUUCUUGGCUGGGGUAUUGUAAGUAUUAAGUUCAUUUAUAUUGAUGAAAGUUUGUUUUUUUUUGUCCGACUUUUCAAUGUCUUAUCUAUCAGAAUAAAAACAAAAGAAAAACGAUUUGUUUUGGGUA
Papaver somniferum (opium poppy) is the source of this 3102-nucleotide messenger RNA. Its product is annotated as multiple RNA-binding domain-containing protein 1-like. The transcript has 17 exons. Gene Ontology annotation, molecular function: RNA binding. The record is from RefSeq and is a predicted model, not a curated record. Lineage: Eukaryota; Viridiplantae; Streptophyta; Magnoliopsida; Ranunculales; Papaveraceae. Bases 319 to 2865 code for a protein of 848 amino acids.